AGCUUUCCCUCCUCCAUGGAAGCGGCUUAUCCGCGGGAUUAAACAUGUUACACUGACGUCACGCUAGGCGCGCUAUCAGAGAACCCUCAGAGUGUAAACCUGCCUCCGUGGCGUCAAGUGCAAGCUAUCUAUAGAACAAAGCUUUUAGCAGGGUGCCAAAACCAGGAUAUAAAAACUGUCGCAUGGCUACUGUUGUGGCUUGCAGAGAUGACCGUUCUAGUGGCGUGUAAGAGAUAAAACAUGAAUGUUCCAUUUGUUGUGAGUGGUAACCUGCGAAUUCGGCCUGCAACGCCGAGUGGAUUCCCAGAUGUCUGUAGUCAUUGGGCAGACAGGCUGUUUUGCUCAGUACUUUGCAGUGUCAUGCUUGAACCAAUCUUGUAGAAAUCACGCAAACAUUUACGAGAGAGCGUAAUCUAGCAUGAACGGGAUUCUUGAGAUACGCUACUGAGCACCAUUAUCAAUGCCACAACACUGAUGCCAUAGAUUGGUGUGAGGUAACCGUGGCCUACUUGCUUUUCUAGCAGCCUUCAGGAUGCUGACCAUCAAUAGGCUGCUCCUGUCUGCUGCUCCGUGCACCUGGGCUCUUGCAUCAACAGUGCCCGUUAUGGAGGUGACCUUCGCAAACCUGGGAUUCGCACUCGUCGUGAUUCUUGUCGCCUACUGGUCUCUAUGGCACUGUAGGCAGCUGUUCUUCAACGGGCCGGUUAGUCACAAAGGGAAGGCUGUACUCAUCACAGGUUGCGAUACGGGCUUUGGACAUUUUCUCGCUGGACGACUAGCCAAAGAUGGUUUUCUUGUAUUUGCUGGGUGCCUGCAUGCCUCGGGCACAGGUGCCAAGUUCCUCAGAGAAAAAACCAAUAUCCGUGUGCUUCAGAUGGAUGUCACUAAGGAAGAAGAUAUUGAUGCUGCAGUCGAAAUCGUGGAAAAGGCCCUAGACAACAAAGUGUUGUAUGCAGUGGUUUGCAACGCCGGUGUGGGAAGUAUCGGCUACAUAGACCUGCAGCCCCUAAGUCGCGUGCGGCAAGUCUUCGAGGUCAACACCUUUGGUGUGCUCGCUGUCUCAUGCGCUUUCCUUCCGUUACUGAAGGAGUCGCGAGGAAGGCUUGUCAUCGUCUCAAGCUUGCUGGGAAGGUUAUCUGUACCAGAGUGCUUGGCCUAUUGCAUGUCCAAGCGGGCCUCCAUAUCCCUGGCUGACGGGCUCCGUCGGCAGUUCUACUCCAAGGGUGUCCACGUCUGCACCGUUGAACCGACGGGUUACAGGACUCCCGUGGCCGAUCACGCCGCACUGGAAAAGGCAAUGGAAGCCGACCUGCAGCGGUUGCCUGAAAAGACUCGCUCAACGAUCGACGAGCGGUUUGUGCAGCGUUUUAAAAGUAGAACGCGAGUCCUCUUGUCAUGGUUUCUUCGGAAAGACUGCGGGGAAGCCGUUGAAGUCAUCAGGAGGGCCACGCUUGAUCGGUUGCCCAAGGCACACUACACAGCUGGUGGCGUAGCGGACCACGUGUACCGGCUUUUGAUCGACCUGCUUCCGGCUGAAGUGAUAGACGAAGCACUGCAUAUUAUGAGCACAGUGGAAGCGCUUUUCGGGAGUAGGACACAAUGAUUGAGUCUAAUAUUGUGUUCAUUUUUGUCUGAAUGAGCUCUUGCCAUAAUGGAUGUCCACUAACUGUGAAUUACUCCACAGCCAUUUAUGUGACUGCGCGUGGAUCAUUGCACGCACCACGUGCCCACACACACUCAUAACCAGAGAGAGAGAGAGAGAGAGAGAGAGAGAAGAAAUUACAGCGCUGGUGUACAAAUCGCAAAGAUACCGCCUUGAAGUGGAGUAUGCGGAUUGUGCGGACUGUGCGGUCGCCUACAGUGGAUGUUGGCACAACAUAUCUUUUUAUGCGUCGGAGCAUUGGGAGAAAUGUCCCGGUUUUGACUAAUAACUUAUUACGCGUGCGAAUGACCGAGAUACCGCGUUGGUGCGAUGUAUGAUCAUUCAGUGUGUGGUUUUCCACUGUGAAUUCCCAGCGCAGUUUCUUUCUCUUUUUAAUAUGCAGUGUCUGUGCUUCGGCAAGUGAAACAUACGCGCGCGCAAAUCACCCAGUAACUUCGUUGAUACGACUUAAGAGCAUUGUGCGGUACAACUCUUGAUGCAACUCCGUUUGUUUAGGCCUUUGUUCACUCUUUCUUCUUAUUGCUUGCUUUUUAACUGUCUGCAUGUUAUUUCACUAUUUCCAUGCAUCUGGUUUCUGUUUGUUCAAAAAAUUGGAAGUAACAUGCUAGUGCAACAGCAUUUCAGUCGGGCAGAUUUUACUCAAUGUAUGAAUAGAUGCGCAAUGAACAUUAUUAUCAUUAUUAAAAAUUAUAGGCAAGCUUUGGACAGUUGAAAAAGUACAAAGUGGAAAACAAAAGCAGUAGCCUAAAGGAAACAGUCGUGUAGUAAAGUGCGUGAAUAAGAGUAAUAUUAGCCAUUGAGAAAUGAAUGUAGUUAGUCUGAUUUCAAUGAAUAGGAAAGUGAGCAAACAUAAUAUGAAUGAAUAAAUGCAAAAAAGGUUCACAUUAUAAGUCAGGCAUGUAUGACAAUAAAGCACUUACUAAAGUAAAAUUUUAUUUAUUUAUUUUAUUUGGUACAUACUGCUAGCCUUAACGAAGGCUUUGGCAGGAAAGGGUACAUUCAUAAGAGGGAAAAUACAUCAUUCACACAGGGUUCAACGAUAAUCGUUUACAAGAGGCCUUGGUUUAAAACAAGCUUAUUCAUACACACAAUAGAACAUAAUGACAAUAGGACAUAAUGUAAAAA
Dermacentor andersoni is the source of this 2788-nucleotide messenger RNA. RefSeq names its product retinol dehydrogenase 5-like. Gene Ontology annotation, cellular component: intracellular membrane-bounded organelle. Lineage: Eukaryota; Metazoa; Arthropoda; Arachnida; Ixodida; Ixodidae. The record is from RefSeq and is a predicted model, not a curated record. Gene Ontology annotation, molecular function: oxidoreductase activity.